This is a messenger RNA of Gigantopelta aegis, 1848 nucleotides long. RefSeq names its product zinc finger SWIM domain-containing protein 7-like. Bases 94 to 570 code for a protein of 158 amino acids. Gene Ontology annotation, molecular function: zinc ion binding. Gene Ontology annotation, biological process: double-strand break repair via homologous recombination. The transcript has 7 exons. Gene Ontology annotation, cellular component: Shu complex. The record is from RefSeq and is a predicted model, not a curated record. NCBI's taxonomy places the organism in Eukaryota, Metazoa, Mollusca, Gastropoda, Neomphalida, Peltospiridae.
CGCCUCGGCCGAUCUGACGAAUGUUACCGAAAUAAAAUCGCCUCAGCCAAUCGAAAAAUCAAACUUAUGUCUUGAUUUGAAGAUGGCUUCAAAAUGUUAAACUGUUCUAAAGUUUCUGAAGGCCAACCUGUGACCUCAGUGGGUGAUAAGCUAAUUCAUGAAGCAGAGAAUAUUUUCAAGGAAAAGGGGCACUUGACAGAUGAAAUCCUAUCUGCUCUUCGGUUUGUAUAUCAGACUCCGCUAUUACCAGCACUGGAUUUGACUGACAACAAGGCUGUAACCAUGGUUAUCUCACCCAGUGGUCGCAAGUUAUAUCAGGUAAUGGGCAGUUCUGGUAAACCAUAUACCUGUUUUCUCAACUCCAGAUACUGCUCCUGUCCUGCAUACAGAUAUUCUGUCCUGCUGAAAGAAGAUCACAUUUUGGUAAAUAAUGGAUCACCUACGUGUAUACAUAUUAUAUACCUGUGUAAGCAUGUGCUGGCGUUACGACUAUCAGAUGCAAUGGGACUAACCAGGACCACUAAUAUCAGUGAUAAGGAGCUGACCAACAUGAUAGUUCAGAUGGACUGAAUUGACACAGAUAGCUUACAGGAUAUCAUCAGCUCAGUUCUGCUUGCAUAUGUUAUGAAAUGACAUUGAUCUACAUACACUUACAUGUAGGUCAUGUGCAGUUAGUCUGUCUAUACAAGUAAAAUACAUCAAGUGAACUAAUGGUGAUAAACCAGUAAGAAAUCUCAAUACUUUUGUUAAAUGUUGAUAAUUGAUACACAGUGGACAUGUCAUUGAUCUCAAGGCCGAUAGGUACGGGUUUAUAUCCCAUUCAAAACAGUGGGAUGCUGUUAAGGAACGAGUAAAUAUACCACUAGGCUAAAUGGAGAGGAGUAUGUAGUUGUACCAAAUGCUUGAGUGCAGUAAUAGAUCUUUACCCUGAAUGUAAGUGGGAUGUUGUUAAGGAAAGUACUAGUUCAACCGAGAGUGAAUACACCACUACGUUCAAUUGGAGAGGAGUAUUUAGUUUUACCAAAUGUGUGGGUGCAGUAAUGGAUCUUUACGCUGAAUUUAUUACCACAGGGGAAGAUUGCUAACUGGCAGCAUAGCAGACCUCACCAUUUAAGGGGAGCUAUCUAGUAUCACUGUGGUUUCCAGUUUCCUUCAGAGCGAUUCAAGGAUAAAAUUAAUUUGUAGUUGCACUUUACAUUUUUUUUUUUUUUUUUAAAUAGUACUAACAAGGAUUAAAUAUUAAUGCUCAGUCUUAUCUUAAAUAGAUUCCCAUAAUCUAAGUUAUGGGAGCAAUUAAUAACUUCCCUCAAUUUUUUUUAUGGCGAGGUUUGUGGCAGGCAUUGCAGGUUCCACAUAUCCUGGUUUGUAAUGAGUAACCUUGCCAACUUUAGUCACUGGAUUUAAAGCUGGCAGAUACUAGGUUCACGUCUCACUGGACUCCACUGAGAGAGUUUGAAUGGCUCAAUGGGAAGGUCGAAGGCCACUAUAUCAAGUUAUCUCUCACAAACAAUUAACCCAUCGUCAUGGACAACCAGUAAAGUAUGUGUUGUGUACAGUAUUGUAAAUCGGAUGGUCGGGGUGACAAAUCAAGUUAAAAUAACUUCACCAUUGUCAUCUGAUCACUAUUAUUGUAGAUCAAUGUUGGUUAUGUGCUAAUAAAUAUUUUUCAGAUUUGUAUGUGGAAGGUCUUUGUGUACAUAGUGGUUAUUGGUAGAACUGGUGAUUACAACAAAGUACAUGUUCAUGUUUUGAGUAGCAAUAUUGUGUGUAAUGUGCGAGAGGAUAAUCCGAGAUGGUAUGAUAAAAAAUAUCACAGCGGCCAGUGUCAUAAUAAAGUAAUGAACCGUU